Messenger RNA from Cyprinodon variegatus (sheepshead minnow), 3287 nucleotides. It is a transcript of the gene kif28, whose product is annotated as kinesin family member 28, pseudogene. The transcript is spliced from 27 exons. Gene Ontology annotation, cellular component: kinesin complex; microtubule. Gene Ontology annotation, biological process: cytoskeleton-dependent intracellular transport; microtubule-based movement. Bases 16 to 3123 code for a protein of 1035 amino acids. The record is from RefSeq and is a predicted model, not a curated record. Gene Ontology annotation, molecular function: microtubule binding; ATP binding; microtubule motor activity. NCBI's taxonomy places the organism in Eukaryota, Metazoa, Chordata, Actinopteri, Cyprinodontiformes, Cyprinodontidae.
GUCUGAUACAGCUGCAUGAUGAGGGCCAAGGCCUCAGACAUGCUCAGGAAGGACUGCGUCAAAGUGGCGGUUAGAGUGCGCCCAUUCAACAAGAGAGAGAGGGAUGCAGGCAGCCGUUGUGUUAUCUCUCUGGUGUCAACCUCCAUCAGCAUCCAGGACCCUCGUGACUCCCACAACCGACGUUCUUUCUGCUUUGAUUAUGCCUACUGGUCCCACAGCGGCUUCACCAGAGACCACACUGGUCUCUUUGUUCCUGAAGAGCCAGGGGGACGAUACGCUGACCAGCAAAGUGUUUUCCAGGAUCUUGGAGUGGGAAUACUGGAGAACGCCCUGCAGGGCUACAACACCACACUGCUCGCAUACGGACAGACUGGAUCAGGGAAGAGUUACUCAAUGGUGGGCCACGGGCCUAACAAAGGCCUGGUUCCUAAACUAUGUGAUCGACUGUUUGAGGCAAUCAGAGAAAACCAAGAAAACAGAAAGUGUCAGGUCUUUUUUAGUAUGCUGGAGAUCUAUAAUGAGCAGGUGGUCGACCUGUUAUCUCGGGGGUCUCGCACUGCAGCCGGACUUAGAGUGAGGGAGGAGCUGCAAAGGGGCUUUUAUGUUGAAGGUCUUCGUAAAAUCCCCUGUGAAAAUGCUCUGCAGGUGGAGCAGUUGAUGGAGCAGGGGACCAGGACCCGAACCACUGCUGCCACUCAAAUGAACGCCAACAGCAGCCGUUCUCACAUGCUCAUUAUUCUGCAGCUCAAACAGAUCUUUUCCAAGGAAUGCAUCACGAAGCAGUCCAACAUCAACCUGGUGGACCUGGCUGGCAGCGAGCGCCAACGAUCCUCCGGCUCUGAAGCAGACAGACUCAAAGAGGGAACAGCCAUAAACCUGAGCCUAACCACUCUGGGCAACGUCAUCAGCGCCCUAGCAGAUGUUGCUGUGGGAAAAAAGGCGGUCCACAUUCCCUACAGAGACUCGGUUCUCACCAAGUUGCUGCAGUCUGCACUGGGGGGAAACAGUCGAACUGUCAUGAUCGCCACUCUAAGUCCUGCAGAUAUCUGCUAUGAGGAGUCUCUCUCUACCCUGCGCUAUGCUGAAAGGGCAAAGCGUAUCCAAAACAGGGCAGUGGUGAAUGAGAGCCCCACUGAACGCCUUGUUAAAGAGCUAAAGGCUGAGAAUGCCAGACUGAUGCAGAAACUGAGCCGCAUGGAGCAGGAAGGGCGCAGAGCCAGUGACGAAUCCAAGGAACUUCGUCAGCUGUUGACCCAGAACGAGCUCCAGAUCAGAGCUAUCCAGACCCUUUGGGAACAGCACCUGCAAGAGGCGCUCAAAGACUGGGAGCAGCAGUAUGCCAGUAUUACACAGGAGAGGAGGAUGAUGCAGACGUAUCCCUACAUCCUCAACAUCAAUGAGGACGCGCAGCUGUCAGGGGUGGUAAAGCUUUUUAUUCAGGAAGGCGAGUGGGACAUCGGGCUUUGUGACUCCUCCCCCAGAUCAAUUUCUAUCAAGGGCUUAGGGAUCCAGGAGCGUCAUGCUGUAUUCAGGAACGAACAGCGGAGGGUAACGCUGACUCCACUGAUGGGGUCAAAAGUUAUCAUCAAUGGAAACUCUGUGUACGAGGCGACUGAGCUGCAACACUUGGACCGUCUCAUUCUGGGUUCUAACUCUACUUACCUGUUCAUCGGUUAUCCUUCUGAGAGGGGUGGGGAGGACUGGAGUCGCUAUGAUUAUGAUUACUUCCAGUCAGAGCUGGCUGCUGCAGAAGGCAUUCAUCUGGGUGAUUCCACCGCUGGUUGUAGCCAGGCAGAUCCCAGUCUGUUAGCGGUCUUCUAUGACUACAUUAAGCUGAUGCCCAUGGUGGCUGAGGCCAAUCAGAUGAGCCAGGAGCUGAGUAAGGGGGUGGAAUUUAAGCUUGAAAUAAAAAAUCUGGCCCUGUCGGACUCUAGAGGUCACGAUCUGCAGAAAGAUAUUGUUGUCAGAGUGACCUCAGCAGGAAGCAAACAGGUCUGGAUGUGGUCAAAAGCCAAGUUUGUUAACCGCAAGUUUCUAAUGGAGGAGGUCUAUCAGCAGUUCAAGGCUGCGCAGCAUGAGGACAAUAGAGCAGAGGAUCCUCCAGCGGUUGUGGUACCCAGAGAUAAAGACCCAUUUUGGGAUCCAGUUGAGCCUGUGCUUUUGGGAACUGCUCACCUCUGGCUUCAGUCUUUGGCCUUCCGCAUUCCUCUGGAAGAGCAACUGGAGGUGUUGGGCUCAGAGGGAACAGAGGAGGCCAUUCUACAAGCUCAGCUCGUCCCAUGUACCUCCUCUGCACAUCCGCUGGGAGAGGACAACAUCCUGAUUGACCCGUCUGAAAUAUUGGGACGACGGCUGGACUUUCAACUGGUCCUGGAGCAGUGCUGUGGGGUUCGCUGGAUCAGGGAGGCCCGGAAUCGUGGGAUCCAAAUUGGUUACAGGGUGUUUGAUUGCAGUGAGCCACUCUACACUCCAGCUGUGUGGCAUAACAUCAACCCUCUGUUAGAUCAUAGGGUUCAAUUCACCUCCCUCCAAACAUCCCAACAUCUGCUGGACUACCUGCAAAGCAGUGCUGUGGUGCUUGAGCUCUGGGGUCUACAAGAGGGUUGUAAUCCUUUGAAUUCAUCACUGGAAGCUGUGAGAAUGACUACAGAGGGCUUCUUCAUCCUCGACGUGUUGAGUCCACCAGAAGCUGCACUAUAUGACUUUGCUGAGCUCAGCUGUUCAGUCAGAGCUCUUCAACAGGACGUGAAUAAACUAAAGAGUCUUAAUAAAUCACUAAGGAAAGAAAAUCAGAGUUUGAAAGAACAACUCAACACAGCCAGGAAUGGAGGAAUGGAGAAUGUACGUGGUCGCUCUCUGCGUCCCAGCUGUGAUGCAGAGUUUGCACGCGCCCUGAAAGUUUUCUACCACAGUAUGACUUCUGUUAAGGGUCAUCUGCAGCGCCUGCGCAGACACAGACCCAGUGAGGAGUCAGACCUGCUUGGACUCAGGCUGUUUAUGGACGAGCAGUGUCGUCUGCUGAGAGACUUCUCAGAGCUGCUGGAGGAGAGUGUCUCUAAGCUCAAACAAGACGUUGCUGCCAUUGUACGUCGCAAAAGAGAACGUUCAGGCAUUUGGUCCUAGCUUUGCUUUCUGUUGAUUUAAAAGGAUAUUCAAACUGUAAGUACCAGUUAUCUUUACCUCCCAGCACAAUUGAGGUUCCUAAUCAAAGUAUUGUUGUUCAGUCACAUGCAGAUAUGAUUCUAAAAGUGUUGAGAUGUCAAUCAUGACACAGAAAAUAUUCAAGU